UAUUCUGCCCUGGACCACAGAGCAUUCAGCGAGCAGAGGCAGGCGUACACAAAACCCACUUUUUCAAUACUCUUCUGAGAGGAAUUUCAAUCUGUUUUCACGGGAUAAUGUCUUUAAAAGUUAUCGACGUGUUUUGGUAGGAAACAGAGAGCGUGAAUUCCCGAAGAGGUUGUUUUAACGGGACGGCGCGGAGGAGAGUUUAUUGUAACUUUGUAAACUGAGUUUACAAAGCGUUUCCACACAACUAUGGCGCUCAGAGCGAGAGCUUUAUACGACUUUAUCUCUGAAAAUCCCGGCGAGAUAUCUGUGACAGAGAGUGAACUUCUAACUUUGAGUAGUGAAGAGGUUGUCGAUGGUUGGUUGGAGGGCACGAACAGCAGAGGUGAGACGGGACUCUUCCCUGCAUCAUACGUGGAGAUUAUAAGGACUGACACAUCACUACACGGUAACGGGACACCCGCCAGUCAGCACUAUUACUGCCAAACUAGUCCUCAGAGGAGGGAUACCUCAAAUGAAUCGACUCCCACUCAUUCCGCUGUUUACCAGGGACAUCUUCAGCAGCAGCGACACAGUUUUCAGACCAGUCAGGGAAGUGAUGAGGAUUGGGAUGAUGACUGGGAUGACAGCGGAACUGCGGAUGAACACGGAGGAACACCUGAAAAACGCGGGAAUGCUCAAGCGGGAUAUCCCAUGACAAGCACCUCAGCUUCUCGACGUGGUAGUGCACAACAGUCCAAAAGUACAGGAACAGUUGGGAAAAACCUCAAUAGGUUUUCAACCUUUGUAAAGUCAGGCGGUGAGGCGUUCGUUUUGGGUGAAGCUUCAGGUUUGGUCAGAGAUGGAGACAAAAUAUUUGUGGUUAUGGGCCAAUACGGUCCUGAAUGGCAAGAUAACCCAUAUCCAUUCACUUGCACUAUUGAUGAUCCUACAAAACAGACCAAAUUCAAAGGCAUGAAGAGCUAUAUGUCCUACGGACUCACGCCUAGUCAUACUCAAAACCAGGUGAAUAGAAGAUACAAGCACUUUGACUGGCUUUAUGCACGGCUUGUAGAAAAAUUCCCUGUCAUUUCGGUUCCUCAUUUGCCUGAGAAACAAGCCACGGGUCGAUUCGAAGAGGAUUUCAUUUCGAAGAGGAGGAAAGGUUUAAUAUGGUGGAUGAAUCACAUGACAAGUCAUCCUAUUUUAUCUAAGUGUGACGUUUUCCAGCAUUUUCUCACCUGCAGCAGCAACGACGAAAAAGCUUGGAAGCAAGGCAAGCGAAAAGCUGAGAAGGAUUACCUAGUCGGCGCUAACUUCUUCCUCACUAUCUGUCCUCCAGCUUUACCGCUGGACUUACAAGAGGUGGAAAGCAACGUGGAUGGUUUCAAAACGUUCACCAAAAAAAUGGACGAAAACAUCAUACAGCUCAAUGUCACUAUUAACGAAUUUGCCAGAAAGCAGAUCACUGGUUUUAAAAAGGAGUAUCAGAGAGUUGGACAGGCUUUCAGACUUCUAAGUCAGGCCUUUGAAUUCGACCAGCAAGUAUAUUCAGCUCCAUUAAACAAGGCCAUGGUGCACACUGGAGAAGUCUACGAGACCAUUGGGGAUUACUUUGCAGAGCAGCCCCGUCAGGAUUUGGAGCCAAUUUCCGAUCUUUUAGCGAUUUACCAGGGCCAUCUUGCAAACUUUCCAGACAUUAUCCAUGUUCAGAAAGGAGCCCUCACUAAGGCCAAGGAGAGCCAGAAACACGGGGAGGAAAAAGAUGGCAUUGCAGGUGGAGGCAUCCACGACCGCUGCAACAUCAUCUCCUGCGCUACGCUAGCUGAGAUCCAGCACUUUCAUCGCGUACGUGUGCGUGACUUCAAGGCACAGAUGCAGCAUUUCUUACAGCAGCAGAUCACCUUCUUUCAGAAAAUCACAGGCAAGUUGGAGGAAGCCUUGGACAUGUAUGACCAGGCUUAGGACGUUACAUUCCCACACUUUUGUGAGAGAACUGAAAUAAAACAAAUACGCAGCCUUUUUAUUAUAGACUCACGAAAGUACACUUACUGUCUUGUAGUAGUGUUUGGGGUGGCUUUGAGAACAAAAAAUGAUGACAACAUGUGCCAGAAAUUGACAAUGGUCCUUAAAAUGUAGAAUACUAUAUAAUCUGAUUAUACAUAACUUAAUCAGAAUUGAUUUGAGUUGAAACCCUUGAAACAUUACCACAAUUUUAAGUUUACAUUUUAAUCGGCUUAGUAGUUACAGUCGAUAUAAACAA
Molecule: messenger RNA, 2239 nt
Organism: Cyprinus carpio (common carp)
Lineage: Eukaryota; Metazoa; Chordata; Actinopteri; Cypriniformes; Cyprinidae
Gene: snx18b
Product: sorting nexin 18b
Biological process (GO): endocytosis; endosomal transport; mitotic cell cycle
Cellular component (GO): plasma membrane; cytoplasmic vesicle
Molecular function (GO): protein binding; phosphatidylinositol binding
Source: RefSeq, a predicted model, not a curated record